AAGACCUUCUUCAAAAAAUUGUUAUUGCAAAAGACAGUAAUAACAUAUUAAGAAAAGAACAAUUUAUUCAAUGGGAAGAUGAAAUUAAUAACCAAUGGAAUGAUAACCAGCUAGAUGAAAUAGAUGGUUAUAGUGAAGAAAUAAAUAAUGAAGAUAAUGAAAUGAACUAUGAAAUAGAUAAAGGUGUUGAAGUAGAUGAAAUAGAAAAAACAAACAGACUAGAAAUUAGUUAUAGUAAAGAAAUAAACAAUAAAACUAAUGAAAUAGAUGAAAUAAAUAAAGCAAAUAAUGAUAAUAUUAAGAUAGAUGAAAUAAAUAAUGAAGAUGCCAUAGAUGAGAUAGGUGAACCAGAGGUACAUAA
Messenger RNA from Cetraspora pellucida, 361 nucleotides. The record is from the annotation of a GenBank genome assembly. Lineage: Eukaryota; Fungi; Glomeromycota; Glomeromycetes; Diversisporales; Gigasporaceae.